Rana temporaria (common frog) is the source of this 3838-nucleotide messenger RNA. Its product is annotated as aldehyde oxidase-like. The record is from RefSeq and is a predicted model, not a curated record. NCBI's taxonomy places the organism in Eukaryota, Metazoa, Chordata, Amphibia, Anura, Ranidae. Bases 240 to 3548 code for a protein of 1102 amino acids. Gene Ontology annotation, molecular function: iron ion binding; oxidoreductase activity; FAD binding. The transcript has 27 exons.
UGCAGGCUGUGCACGGUGAUGACAAGGGCGGGGAAUCAUUGCAGGUGAUUGUAGGUGUGGAAGUGCAAGUCUGACCAGCUCACACAAGAGCGAGAUUGCUUUCUGCUCAGACAAAUCUGAGUCCAAAGGAAAGACAGACGUGUGUCAGACAUUGCAGAGCGUGAUGGAAGUAGAUCUAAAGGGACUUUGUACACUCUGAGGACUCUAAAGCAAGCUCAUUCAACGCAAAAUAGAAAAUAAUGACGGAAGAACAGAGAAGGAGGACAUUGGUUCUGCAGGGUGAUAAGAGUAAAUGGAUUACUCCAUCUUGUCUUACAGAGCUCCUCCAGCUAAAAUCACUCUAUCCCAUUGCUCCCCUGGUGGUCGGGAAUACUUUUAUUGGACCCCCUGUCAAUCUAACUGGAUCAUUUUACCCAAUUAUCAUCUCCCCAGCCAGAGUCCCAGAGCUCAGUAUUGUAAAUUUUGCUGAAAAGGGUAUCACUAUUGGAGCUGCUUGCAGCCUGGCCCUUGUACGAUCCUUCCUUUGUGAAGCCGUGUCUCAGCUACCAGCAGAGAAAAGUAAGAUCUUCCAUGUCAUUCUCCAGCAGCUGGCAGGACCACACAUACGAAGUGAAGCUUCCCUCGGAGGGAGCAUUCUUAGUGGAAGUUCUACUUGGGACCUGAAUCCUAUUCUGGCUGUUGGGAACUGCACAUUCAACCUUGCUUCCGAAGAGAGGAAACGCCAGGUUACUUUGAGACAAUUAGUGUUUGAUGAAACUGGCGCAUCAGCUUUGAGGCCGGAAGAAAUUCUAAUCUCGAUCAAUGUGCCUUUCUCCAAGAAGUGGGAAUUUGCCUCAGCAUUCAGACAGGUGCAGAGAUGGGGAAGUACAGCACCUGCCGACGUUGCUGCAAUGAGAGUCUUGCUGAAAGAAGAUUCGGACCUCAUCAUGUCUAUGAACAUUUAUUAUGGGGGCUCUGAAUCAGCUUGUAUGUUUGCAAAGUACGUCAGUGAAAUGCUUGUUGGCAGACGAUGGGGUGAGGCAAUGCUGGAUGAAGCUUGUAAAUUAUUCUUAGAAGAGAUCCCUCUACAGGAAUCAGCCUUUUUUGGCAUGGUGGAGUAUGAGCGAACACUGGCGAUCAGCUUCCUCUUUCAGUUCUACCUCCAGGUGUCUAAAGAAUUAAAGACGGCCAUGAAUUUUCCACACUAUGACGAAACUGACACAACAACUUUCAACAAAUCAGUUACCGAAUUCGAACCGAAAACUUCCAAUGGCUUUUACACUAACAAUGCUGACCAUACGAAUCAUCUGUAUGAAGAUGAAGAACCAGUAAAUUUCCAGCCUCAUGUUCUGCAAACCAUCACGGAGGAGGAAUUUGAUGGUGAAGAUACGUCUGCUGUGGAUGGAGAACUAUUUUUGACUUUAGUUACAAGCAACAGACAUCAUGCUAAAAUCAUAUCCAUUACUACAGAAGAUGCAUUAAAAGUUCCAGGAGUGGUUGAUGUGAUAACUUCUGCUGAUGUUUCUGGAAUAAGCAACUCAAAUUUAUUUGCAGGGAAUGAGGUAACCUACAUCGGACAGGCAAUAUGUGCCGUGGUAGCAAACACUCAGGACCAUGCUAAUAUGGGAGCUCAACGAGUUCGAGUAGAAUACGAAGAUCUGGAACCUGUUAUACUUUCUGUUCAGGAUUCCAUAAAACACAAUUCCUUCUUUGAACCACUUAGAAAAUUAGAGUAUGGGAACACAGAUGAAGCUUUUGGUAGUGUGCAUUAUAUUCUAGAAGGUGAGGAUUAUAUAGAAGGACAGAAUAAUCUUCAGCAUUCCCAGACUGUGCGGGUCAUACCUAGAAUAGAAGAAAAUGAAAUAGAGGUGUUUAUAUCAACUCAGGAUCCAGCAUCAAUACAGGCUGCGGUGGCAUCCGCUUUAAACAUCCCCUCUGAUUUCAUCCUUUGUUGUGUGGAGAAAAGGCAGUACACAGACCUCUCACACACGGCCUCUCAAGCUGCUAUCACUGCUGUGGCUGCUCACAAGACCGGUCAAGCAGUUACCUCUGUUGUUCAACAUAGGGAAAAAUCACUUAUCCUAAGGCAUCAACCUCCAUUCUUUGGAAAGUACAAGGUUGGGUAUAUGGAUGAUGGGAGGAUUGUAGCAAUAGACGUGACAUAUUAUUGUAAUGCUGGACAUAGACCUGAUGAAUCCUUUCAGGUGCUUACCACAUGUUUACUGAGUGUACAAAAUGCUUAUAAUAUUCCUAAUAGCAGAUGUACUGUUGUUCCAUGCAAAACAAAUCUCCCAUCCAAGAAAUUCUACUCUGGAUAUGGAUUUGCACUGGCAGCAAUGUUAACAGAGAUUUGGAUUGAUACAGUAGCAGACAGAUGUGGAGUGCCACAUGAAAAGGUCCGACAAUUAAAUUUGCAUAAGGAACAUAGUGAGACGCCUUUUAAAGGAGAGUUUGAUGCAAUCAGUAUAUUGGACUGCUGGAAUGAGUGCUUGCAGAAGUCAUCUUACCAUCAGAGGAGAGCUGCAGCAGUGGAAAUUAACAAAGAGUAUACAUGGAAGAAAAGAGGUUUCUCGGUUAUUCCUGUCAUGUUUCCUGCUGGACUCAUCACCAACUUCUUUAGUCAGGCUUCUGUACUAGUUCAUAUAUGUGCAGAUGGAUGGGUGCUGGUGACACCUUCUGGAAGUGACUUGACAGAAGAAACAUUGACCAAAAUAAUGCAGGUUGUGAGUAGAGAGUUCCGAGUCUCAAUGUCUUGCAUCCGCAUCGGUGAAAACAGUGUAUCCUUAGCAACAGAAAAAGAUGUCCAACUGUCACCAUAUAAUGUUCAAGUUCACCUAAUAGCAGUACAGGAAGCAUGUCACACCCUUCUGAAGCGUCUGCAACCAAUCAUCUGUCUUUAUCCAAAUGCCACUUGGAAUGAAUGUGUCCAAGAAGCUUUCCGGGUCAAAAUUUGUCUCUCAGCAACUGCUCACUACAGGACCCCUGACCAAGUUUCUGAUUGGGAACUGAAGACAGGUACACAAAGUCCAGAUUUUAUAUUUGGAGCAGCAUGCUCUGAAGUGGAGUUAGAUUGCCGUACAGGAAACCACAAGAAUCUAAGAACUGAUGUAGUGAUUGAUGUUGGAUCCACUAUGAAUGAGGCUGGAGUUACUGAACAGGUCAAAAAUGCAAUAAACCGAGGACUUGGGAUUUACAUAAAUGAAGAUUUGAAGUAUGUGAUGCCAUCAUCUCCCACUAAUGGAGAACAGACCAACCAAGCAGCUGCUGUGAGCAGUAAAUAUAUGCCUGAACAGCUCAACGUCUCUCUACUACCGUCAUCUCCCAACCCAAAUGUCAAAUGUUCUCCCAAGGCUCUAGAAGAUCUGUCACUCUUUCUCGGCUCGUCUGUGUUCUUCGCCAUAAAGGAUGCUAUACUGGCUGCCCGAAAACACAUUGGCCUACCUGGAACUAUUUUACUUCCCAUCCCUGCCAGGCCUCAACAUAUCCGGAUGGCGUGCGGCAAUCACCUUAUAGAAUCACAACAGAUGGCAAACACGCAAGAAUCGACUGUUCACACAGCAGAAACUUGAUGUCCAAUAUUAAUUCACUAGAGUAGCAAUUAGCAUUGAAGGGCUCACUAAGAGACACUUACAAAUCAACAGACCUCAAAAGGUGCUGUAGCUGAUGGAAAUAUACAGUAUACGAGAAAAUACUUUAGUACAGGAAGGGUGGGGAUUCAGAGAUUAAUAUUUUGAUGGAAAUGCAAAAAUCGAAUGCUGGCAAAUUUUGUAAGAAGAUUGUAAAUUGUAAAUGUCACUCGCACAAAAUGGUGAAAGAACGGACUAAGUGAAAAUGCAGAAUAAAACUUGUAUGCAUGUGG